CGGACGCGGAGAACAAUCAGUGUCAGCGGCCGGGAGGGGAGCGGAGCGGUUCGGCGGCGUCACCGGGCCCCCAGCUCAGAUGCUGCCUGACAUCACCUGCCGUGAUACAAAUUUCCAGCAUCUGCAUUUUGUUUUAAAUUUUCAGUCUUGGGUGUUGAAGGUUACAGAUAAGAUUCUUUCAGCUGGCGGAUGAAUAUACUGGCUGAGCUCCACGGGCAAUAUCACACAGUGUGUGUGUGUGUGUGUGUGAGACAGGAUGGCCCAGGAAACGAAUCAGACACAGGUCCCCAUGCUGUGUACCACUGGCUGUGGUUUCUAUGGCAACCCAAGAACUAAUGGAAUGUGUUCUGUUUGCUACAAAGAAUAUCUGCAGAGACAGCAGAACAGUGGCAGGAUAAGCCCACCAGCAGCUAGUGGGGCCAGUAGUAACAGCAGUUCAAGCACAGAGUCAAUCCCGGUUCAGUGUACAGAAGGUAGCCCUGAAAUGUCUGCCGAUACUUCUGUGAAUGCCACAUCUGCCAAAACUAGCACUCCUGUAACACAGCAGAUGACAGCAAUGAGCAUCUCUCAAGAUGAAUCGAGCACUGAGAGCGAAGGAGCUCUAAAAGUGGAAGUCAUCACAGCAUCAGCUGCUGUGAAUUUAGAAACGGUAGAAAGUUCUACGGAAGGCGAGAAGGUUCCGGAAAAAACAAAACCCAAGAAGAACAGAUGCUUUACCUGCAGGAAGAAGGUUGGAUUGACUGGAUUUGAUUGCCGAUGUGGAAACCUAUUCUGUGGGCUUCACCGCUACUCAGACAAACACAGCUGUCCUUAUGAUUACAAGGCUGAAGCAGCAGAGAAGAUCAGGAAAGAGAAUCCCAUUGUGGUGGCUGAAAAGAUUCAGAAAUUAUGAACUGCUAUAUUGUAGCAAGACUUUCAUGUGGGAAAAAUCCAACAUGGUAUCUUGAAGAGCCCAGCUUAAUACACAACCUGUUUUUGUGCAAACGGAUAGGCAUGAGAUUGGCAGAUGGUUUAGUCAAUGGCUUCCUGCUGAUGGAAAUUUGCCUGUGGUACAACGAAGAAACGAUAUUAUCAAGUAUGGAAAGUUAACCAGCAAAGGAACAAGGUGAACUGUACCACACAUGCAGUCCCUUUUUCAGCAGUGGGCUUUUGACUGUGCCUUCUGUCUUAAUAAUCUACUGAGAUCAAGUCUGCAGGGAACCAGGCCAGUGUACCCAUUUACGUGCCUGUAGGUACUUGUGCCCCUUCACAGAAACCUGAGUAGUGACCUCAUUUGGCUUACUUCUAUUUUUAAUGAGCUAUGAACUUGUUCUUUGUGUAUCUGAUCUAGGUGAUUAUAUACCUUUUUUCCCCUCAGGUAAUUACCGAUGUAUAGCAGGCAUCUGGAGUUGUCCAGUACUCUUCAGACUGAAAGAUGGACUUAGAAGUUGCCAUGGUACACAAGAAAAGAGAAGAUGUGAAAUCAAUCUAAUAAACUGAUUAAAAUUAAUUUUCAGAGUUAAAUGAAAAAGCUAAAAAUGGCAACUGUCAUACACUAUCCUGUGUAUCAUGGCUGCUUUCUGAGCUUAAAAGGUUUAUUCAUGCAGGUAAGUAUAGAUAUAUUCAUGACACAAUUUCUAAAGUAUUUUUUUAUGGGUCUUUAGGGCAAGCAGGAGGUUAGCCAAAAGGGUCUUUACCCAGACAAAUUAGAGGGACAGUAUCUCUUUUUAGUAAAUUUGCUGUGUCGGAUUUACAGUGAUGGAUUAUACCAAAAGAUCACAAUCUAUUUUUAAUGUCAGCCAUAUUAAUGGAAAUCUUCACAGCAUGGCUUUAAAAGAAAACAAAAAAAAUCCAUGUCCGGCAAAUGACUUGGGUUUUCUUUGCAGUAUUAUUGUCUUUAUUGAAUUUUGAAUGAAAAAUAUUGGGUUUGUGGCAUCCCAAUUUAUUUUGAGCCAACCUAGCGCAAGAAAAAGUGAUUCUGUCUCAAAUGGAUGUGACACUGGUUUGGGUGUGGUCCGGUUCACUGCACACUUCAAGCUGAGCUACAUGCAAAUAAAUUGCAGUGUUGCAGUCUUUUACCAUUUUUUUCUUCCUUUUUAAUAGCUAAUUUCAGCUUUGAUAGUUACUCACUUUGUAACAAUGUACAGUUUAAACUUGUAAAUUGGAAAGGGAUGUGGGUGGAAGACAUUGAUGACUGAAUGCUUUGGGUGCUAGUUGUGUGCUUUUCUUUCUCCCAUAAUUUUCUUCCUUUAAUGAAAGUAUGAUAUAAAAUGAUAAUAUAUUGUAGUUUGCUUGAAUUGUGUGUUUCUGGUUAUGUUAGUUUAGUUUUGGAUUUCUGAAGUUUCAACCAGAUGUUGUGCACAUGCUCCAACUGUAGCCUUUCACUGUAUAUUACACCUAAACUAAGCAAUUGA
This is a messenger RNA of Pristis pectinata (smalltooth sawfish), 2393 nucleotides long. RefSeq lists its product as uncharacterized. The transcript has 7 exons. NCBI's taxonomy places the organism in Eukaryota, Metazoa, Chordata, Chondrichthyes, Rhinopristiformes, Pristidae. The record is from RefSeq and is a predicted model, not a curated record. Gene Ontology annotation, molecular function: DNA binding; zinc ion binding. Bases 257 to 892 code for a protein of 211 amino acids.